Molecule: messenger RNA, 773 nt
Organism: Harmonia axyridis
Lineage: Eukaryota; Metazoa; Arthropoda; Insecta; Coleoptera; Coccinellidae
Exons: 3
Coding region: 130-726 (198 amino acids)
Source: RefSeq, a predicted model, not a curated record
AAUAUAUUCAAAUGAUUAGAUAUAAAAGUUAUACUUUAAUACUUCUGAUACAGAAAAUAAUUUGCGACAAGGGAAAUUCAUUCCCGACGAACCAAUAAAUUUGUCAAUGAAGUGUCAGAAGCACACCAAAUGGAUAAAUUUCCCGUACGAAACUACAUCGACAUGUUCGAAAUGAAAAACUCCAUCAACCCUUUCAAUUACGUACGUAACGAGACAGCAAGAAGAACUAAGAAAGAUUAUACCACAAAAGUUCACGUUUUGGAGAAACCCUCAAAGAAAAUUGAUUUUCAUCUAGAAGGGCCGCUGCAUGUGUUAAAAACAACAAAACAGAAAAGGUCCAGGAUACUGACGAUACCAAAACCACCUAAAGUAACGAAGCAAGUGGAAAUUCUGGACGCCAUGUAUGCUUCAAGAGAAGUAGAAAGAAGAUCAUCUCAUACCGACUUGAGCAAGUUAUUCAAGACGUCGCGCAAGCCACAUCCCGUUCUAACCGAAAACGAAAUUAAGGAUAUUCAGAAAAUCUAUUCUUCAGAUGGCAGCAAUCAUGAUGAAAUUAUGUCCAUACAUAUAAAAAAAAUGAAGGAAGGAAUAGAACGUCUACAGGAAAUAACACAGAAAUUCAAUUGUACAGAAACAUACAAAGAAGACGUGGAAUAUCUCAUUAGGAACGUGAAAAAAGCCAUCAGCAGGGCUGAAACGAAGAGUAAACAAAGCGAUUGCAAGUAGUACAUAAUGUGAAAGUGUUCGAAAUAAAACACAUGUAUUGUGGGUAA